This is a messenger RNA of Ectocarpus sp. CCAP 1310/34, 3338 nucleotides long. The record is from the annotation of a GenBank genome assembly. NCBI's taxonomy places the organism in Eukaryota, Phaeophyceae, Ectocarpales, Ectocarpaceae.
AUGGUGAAACGAAAAUGCAGUCAGGACUCCUGCAGCACCGACGCGAGCUACGCCUACGGUUUGGAAGGGUCGAAGACCGCCAAGUAUUGCGCCCGCCACGCGGCGAACGGGAUGAUCAACGUUUACAGCAAGAAGAGGUGCAGGCACCCAAGUUGCACGAUGGUCCCAUCUUUCGCGGGGAAAGGCAGCAACAAGCCGGAGCUCUGCAGCCAGCACGCGGAGGCAGGGAUGGUCGACCUCGUCAGCCACCGGAGAUGGUGCCAAGAACCAGGUUGCAACGCGCAAGCCUACUUCGGCGCGUCAAGCGACGCUAGCAAGGCGGAAUUCUGUACGAAGCAUGCUAGGGAGGGGAUGGUCAACACCCGGAGCGGGAUAAUCAACAGAAACAAGAGUUGCGAGGACCCAGGUUGCACCUCGGGAGCGACCUACGGCAUGGAUCCCACCAAGAGGCCAGAGUUCUGUUCGCGACACAAGACGGACGGGAUGGUGAACUUGUCCCGAAAACGGUGCUCCUACUCGGGCUGCACCAUCCGUGCUACGUACGGCAUCGACGGAUUCAAGAAGGGGGAAUUCUGUUCGGCACACGCCCGGGACGGUAUGGUCGAUGUUACGAGCACGAGGUGCAAUCAACCGGGCUGUAGGACGCAACCGAUGUUCGGCGUAGCGGGGGGGAAAGCGGAGUUCUGCGUUCGACACAUGAAAGACGGGAUGAUUAACAUCCGGUCGAACACGUGCGGUCACCCGGAUUGCACCACGCGAGCGAGUUACGGAAAAGACGACCACAUCAAGAAGGCAGAGUUCUGCGCCCGCCACGCUCAGGUCGGUAUGAUUCACGUCCGGGCUAAGACGUGCGACCACGUGGGUUGUACUACGCGAGCUAAUUUCGGCGUCCCCGGUAGCAAGAAGGCGGAGUUCUGCAGCCAGCACGCUGAGGACGGAAUGGUCGACCUCGGCAGGACCACGUGCGGCCACUUCGGCUGUUUACGAACUCCCUCGUACGGCGUCGAGGGGUCCCCAAAGAGGGAAUUUUGCCGGCGGCACGCUAAGGCCGGCAUGGUGAACGUCAAAACAAAAGGUGGUUCCAAACGGCCUAAGCCGUCAUCCGGCGUGCACCGUGCGGUCAAGCAGGAGCUGCGUGACCAGCAUGCGUCAGGAUCGACUUCGACGGCGGGUAGAAGCGGCAGAGACAGCUUGGGGGUUGCGAAGCGACCUCGCACGACCGCGUCUAGCGACCCCGCAGAGGAAAUGACCGCAGCCGCGGGACCGUUCAUGGGGUUUGGAAGGAGGUGCAGUUAGAGAGCAGUACAUAUGGUGAUAAAUACAUGGUGGCAAGGAGCACGUAUACGCUCUGCUGCGAAGACGAGGGAGCUUUAGGCGGCGGCGAUGGGUGCCGGAAGAUUUAACUUGGGGAGUGGGUGGGCACGAGGGGGGACAGCAGCGGGGAAGGCAUGGAGGGCGACCAUGCCAGGGAAGAAGACGAUUGCGGCAACACGCCCCAGGACACGCGGUUCAACAUCGGGCACAGCAGGCUGGACGGCAUCCCACACACCCUCAUCGAUGUGUUCGACGAGAAGGUCUGCACGCACGCCAUCAUGCAGGAGGUAUCCAUGGCACUCGCGAGUCAUUACCCCUUUAAUUAAUUGGAUGGACCGCUGGUUGUUCAACAUUUCAACGGACGAUGACAGUAGCGUCUUGCUGUUUUACAUUUUUGCUGUAUCGGGGUUUUGACUGUGGUGGUUAUUCUCGUGAAGGCAUGCGCAUAUACGCACGAAAAGACAAGGGCCAGAUGACGCCUACACCAAACACCUGUUGGCUCCGUCAGUGGCUGCCUCCUAGAACAUGCAGUGCUGUGUUUCUCCCGCUACACGAGAGCCUGUGUGCGCAAGUAUUUUUGUCUGUUGUACGGACGUUCUGCUCUGCUUGCUUGUUUACGUAAGGAUGGAUGCACUGAGGAGAGACAUCAGCCUGUCUUGUCUCGAUGUCUGCCCCCACACGGUUUUUGGAGCCGUUGAAAAUGAAGAUCUGCUCGCUCCGGUCGGUCGUGCAAUAUGUGUGUGUCCGUAUGCCCGUGUCUUGUUUUCCGUUCCUCUCGAAAUCAGCUUUCCGCGCACCGAUUGAAAAGUUUCAGUGCGGCCUCUGCCUGAAGAGACUCGCGGGCCCCGCUGACGACUAGACCUGGGAUCUCGUCGACAACAGCAACCGCUGUACGUUGAAGGAUCUUGAACCCAGGCACAUCAUUCGGCUAACUUCACCACCGAUUGGUGUGAAUCUUGACUGAUAGGUGUGAUCGUCUUCUGCAAGCCCUUGACUAUAGCGCCGUCGCCCUAGUCGGAAAUGCCGAUUGCAUUCGAUCUUAGGCGCUUACGCAUGUGAUCAAUCGGCCCUCUGUUUUUGGAGGCUUGCGUGCCAUCUGUGGUCGAAUGACGUGGAUGUGUUGGUUCUAAUUUUCAAGCCGCACGUCGUUCUUUUAAGAGUGUCCGUCGCACCGAUGAAGCGCCUCACUGUUGCUGUCCAUGUAUCCAGGUGGAUCCCCUCGUGUAGUGUGGGUCGCCGCCUCCUUGCGCAUCGUUGCGAGACCCCAGCGCCCGCUCGCCGCGUUCCCGCGGUUCUGUGUGCUGAAAGCGGGCGAGCGCAAGGCUCUCCUCUUAUUCACCCCGAACCUCAAAGCACGCGCAUCGGCUCCAAACCUUCAAAAUGGUCAAUCCGUCAAACCAAUGUAUUUCUGAUGGCACAUGUUCACCACGGUACACCAGACCACAGGCGGCCACGGUGACGGCGCGGAAUGUGACGAAGAUGACGAUAACUUGGAUGGCCUCUGAUACGAGGAGAAAUAGUAACGGACAGACCUUCUGCUGACGGGGAAAUGUCCCUCCAGAGGUUUAUUGUUGAACAAAUCCUUGCAGAUGGUGGUAUUGUGUAAUUUUGGCCUCCCCACCGAUAACCGCAAUCCUACAAGAAUUUGUACUGCUGCUGUACAUGUAUUUAUUUAGCCGUUCUUUUCUUCCUCUUGUAACCUGUAACUCUGUCAAGGGGCCCUCCGUAUAGGAAUCUUGAAUGGUUACGUGUCAAAUUUGGUCGCGAGGAAGGGGGGGGCUUUAAGUAUGGUAAAGGAUAUAGAAUGCACAUAUAUGACGAUUUUUUAUUAAGGCCUGUAGAAGUUCAAGAGAGUUUUAUAUGGGUUUUUGAAUGCGGCACAAAAGCCUAACAAUGAAUGUACGGUGGUUUUGCUGUGGACACAUCAAAUUAUACUCUCAGCAGACUGCUGCAAGUGAGCCGCCUGAAGCGAGAGGCUAUCCUGCGUGUCGAUCUUAAUCUUGGCGCCCGGGGGGCGGGUUCCA